ACUUGACGUUUAUUUUACUUUAAUUGUGUAAUUGGUUUUAAAAGUUUUUAUGACAAAUGCUUUGAUUUUAACUUAUAGCGGUCUCUAAACUUCGUUAUUUUAUAAAUUAUUUAAACGAUUAUAUUUUAUCAAAAAUAAUUGGAAUUCUUUUAUCAUGAAUCAACAAGAUUCAACUCGUACGGCAUGCAAUACCGCAGUGUUAGAGGAUUGUCAGGAUAGAAAAAGAACAGACUUUCAUCUACAUGAUUUUGAUAUAGGCAAAUGUUUGGGAACAGGACAUUUUUCUAAAGUAUUUUUAGCCAGAGAAAAACUAUCAAAGUUCGUUGUAGCUUUAAAAGUAAUUUUGAAGAAAGAUGUGCUACAAGAAAAAUUUCAAAACCAGGUUCUGCGAGAGAUAGAUAUACAUAUGCAUCUUUGGCAUGAAAAUAUUUUACGAAUGUAUGGAUACUUUCAUGAUGAUAAGCGAAUUUAUUUAAUUCUAGAAAUUGCACCAGGUGGAGCUUUAUAUGAGCUUAUGCAAGAGCAACCAAACAAGCGUUUUGGAGAAAAACAAGCUGCUAAAUACAUAAAAGAUGUUAUAUCUGCUCUGGAUUAUUGCCAUGAAAGAAAAGUUGUUCACCGUGAUAUUAAACCUGAAAAUUUACUAUUAGGACAUAGAGGACAAAUAAAACUAGCAGACUUUGGAUGGGCAGUUCACAUGCCUAGUUCUAAUAUGGAUACUUUAUGUGGCACUUCCGAUUAUUUGGCUCCAGAGAUGAUUCAAGGAAAGAAAUAUACGAAUGCAGUAGAUCUAUGGGCAUUAGGAGUUUUAUGUUAUGAACUAUUGUCAGGGAGAACUCCUUUUAUGAGUGACAAUAAUUUAGAUAGCCAUCAUAAAAUUUUAAAUGUGCAAUAUGUCUUACCUACCUUUAUUUCUCAAUAUGCCCAAGAAAUAAUAAGUAAAUUAUUAGUGGCGAAUCCCUCUCAAAGAAUAUCACUUUUAGAGUUAUCAAAACAUUUGUGGAUCACUGAUCAGGACAAAGUUGACUGGAGUAAUGUAUUAUCAUGAUGAUUAAGGGCAUUUUAUCUUAGAGUAAGCAACAAAUUUUCUAAAAUAUUUAACUAAUUUUGUAUUUAUAAAACUUUAGAAUUUUACUUAUAUUUAUAGAAUAUAUUGUUAUUACCAUUAAUAAUUUAUAAAUAAGAGUCUAUUAUGUAUGGCAAAU
Molecule: messenger RNA, 1205 nt
Organism: Ctenocephalides felis (cat flea)
Lineage: Eukaryota; Metazoa; Arthropoda; Insecta; Siphonaptera; Pulicidae
Product: aurora kinase C-like
Exons: 2
Coding region: 155-1048 (297 amino acids)
Biological process (GO): mitotic spindle organization; regulation of cytokinesis; protein phosphorylation
Cellular component (GO): spindle pole centrosome; spindle midzone; spindle microtubule
Molecular function (GO): ATP binding; protein kinase activity
Source: RefSeq, a predicted model, not a curated record